AAAUCUAAUGGCCGAAGUCGUUGCCCUCAAUGAAACGUUAUUCAGGAAACCCAUGGAAAAUAUCUUAAAGAAUAUGUAGAUCAUUAAGUAACAUCUAAAAAAAAUUAAUGAUUAAAAAAAGCGAGAUGCGCGCGAGAUCAGUGACUCCGUGCGCUGAUCAGCUGAUUGGAGAUUGCAUUCGAAAAUUCGAGUUAUAGUCUUAUCGUCAGUCUUUACUUUAUUCCGAUGCGAUACAUGAUUUUUUUCUAAAGACUAGUGCCCGUUGACAAUUAUUAUUGACAGAGGUAGAUCGCCUCGAUUGUCGUGCAAAAAUGACAGAGGAAUUGUCUGGUGUAACCAUAGUGAUAUUUAUAGCAGCGGGCGUAUUGACAAUAUUAUUGCUAUUUAUCUUCGCGAAACGACAAAUUAUGAGAUUUGCUCUGAGAUCUCGUCGAGGUCCUCAUAUCCCUAUAGGACACGAUGCCAAAAAAUCCUUGAAAAAGGAAAUAGAGAGGAGGAUUGAAGUAAUACCUAGGAUCCAAUAUGAACCGCAACUCAUCAAUGAUCCUAGGUACAUUUUAACUCCAGGGGGUCAAGCUCCGCCACAUUAUUAUAGAUUGAAAGCAGUUGACGAUGUUAAAACCUUAGAGGCAGAGAUUACAAGGUAUGACAACUGUUUGAAAAGACAUCCCUCAGAGAAUAUGAGAGCAUAUUUGCUCACCACACUUGCCACUCCAUUAAAUGGAAGCGGUCAGCGUUUAAUACACCAGUUCUGUGAUUUGUACGAACACGCGAGACACGAUCCUACUGAAUUCGGUGAUGAGGAGUAUCAAGUGUACACUCGUUUAUUUCUAAAGUUAAUGGAUGCGGCGCGUUUAUUAAAAUCGUAUUCGAGCAGUAGAAAGUCUAGUCCUAGUCGUACACCAAUCAAAAAGAACAUGGAGACAAAGAGAAAUAUUUUGGAACCGCGAAUGCGUCCACCAGAAGAACAGAUUCUAACUGGCUCGAGACCUAAUACUUUAACAGUAAUGACAUUAGACAAUAGCGAGACGUCCGUGUAGCAUUAUGAGUGCCGUCACAUACAACAUAUGUGACGAGGAAAUUGUAGAUAGAUAUGAUAUUGAAAUAAUUUGUAUGAUACUACUAUGUGCAAAUGAAACGUCCGAUUUAGUUAGGAAAUUGUUAAAAUGCAUUUUUAUUUUUAUGAUAAGUAAGACACCCAAGGUCUUCACAUUCUAUUCAAAAUGAGUAUCAGUAUUAGUCUAAUAAUUCUAAUAUAUUUUAUAGACAAUGAACAUUUUUUUCCUCCAAUUUGUUUACUAUUUUUAUGCAUAUAAAUUUAUAUUUAUACAAAAGUAAAUCUUACAUAAAAAAUAAGAUUUUUACAUUUUUUGAAUAGACAUUGCUUCUAAAAUUGCUGUUUUGACAGGUACUGAUGUAUAUAACAACAGUAUAGAAGUAGUCGAAUUAGAGAAUUGGUAAAAAUUUUAAUAAAAUUUAAGAAAAUGUCUAAAAUAAUUAAAAGAUAAUAGAAAGUUUUCUUUUCUUUUGAAUGUUUAUAUAUUUUUCAGCAAUGACGAAUUAGCAUAUCUUUUUCUACAUGUUACUAUUUAAAUGUAAAAAUAUUUAACAAACUAACGAAUUGGAUAUUAACUAUAGUGUAAAAAGAUAGACCUAAGUGUGUGUAUCAACCUAUCAGAAUUUGUCGUAAUUAUUAUAUUUUAUUAGCAAUAAAAUAUAGAUAUUUGAAUAAAAUUGUCAAGAAUAUGUAUAGAUUAUUUGUUACAGUUAGAGGAUUUAAUAUUAUUAAUGAAAUGUAAGGCUGAAUAAUACAAAUAAGUAAAUCAAUUCAAUAUUGAAAUCUUCCCUUUUUUUAUAUAAAAAUAUUUUAUGUAUAUACAUUCUCUCUUUAGUUAAAUGUGGGGAUAUAAGUUUUGACUGACAAGUAAUUUGUCCACUGUAAAUUAUAGUCUUCUUCAUGCCUUAAUAAGAUUAAUGCACUUUGAAACGCAGAUAUAUACACAUCAGAUAUGGAACUGGUCCUCAUGUGAUUCAGCCAUUUCAUAAUCUAAACAAAAUAUCAAUACGAUUUAUACAUAUAUAUCAUAUAUAUUUAUGUAUUAUAUAGAUAUAUUGUCCGUUUCACAUACGACGAACUUUCGUCAAUUGUAAUAUGUAAAUAUAACAUUUUUUUAGCUGAUAAAUAUAUAAUACAAUAUUAAAAA
Formica exsecta is the source of this 2204-nucleotide messenger RNA. RefSeq lists its product as uncharacterized. The transcript has 5 exons. The coding region runs from base 312 to 1040 and encodes 242 amino acids. The record is from RefSeq and is a predicted model, not a curated record. NCBI's taxonomy places the organism in Eukaryota, Metazoa, Arthropoda, Insecta, Hymenoptera, Formicidae.